ACACACACACACACACACACAUAUUGACAGAGAGAGAGAGAGAUCUAACCAAACAAAAGCCAUUUUUUCUUCUAUAUAUCUUUUUCAAACAAACAGUUAAAGAUAGAAUAACUUUACAGCAAUGAAGAAAAUGUGUUGUGUUGUUCUUGCAUCAGUAAUAAUAAUGGUGCUCAUCAUAAGGCCGUGUUUGGCGGACCGAGUGGAGCUCAAGAUCAGGGGAGUCACUUCCAUUGCAAAAACGGAUGAUGAUUUCGUUUGCGUCACGUUGGACUGGUGGCCGCCAAACAAGUGCAACUACAACCAGUGCCCUUGGGGAACCUCUGGCAUUCUCAAUCUGGAAUUGCAAAACAAGACUCUCAUUAAUGCCAUCAAAGCGUUCGAUCGUCUUAGGGUGAGAAUAGGGGGUUCAUUGCAAGACCAAGUGUUGUACGAGGUUGGCUAUGGAGUCAAAGACUGCCCUGGUUUCAAUCGAACCGACAAUGGCUUGUUUGGCUUCUCCGGCGGUUGCCUUUCCAUGGAGAGAUGGGAUGAGUUGCACCAUCUUUUCAACCAAACGGGGGCUGUAAUGACUUUCGGGUUGAACGCUCUAUUUGGAAGGAAAAAGUCGAAAGACGAUAAUGCCCUUUGGGUGGGUGAUUGGGACUCCCAAAAUGCAAGGGACCUUAUGGAGUACACUUUUUCAAAGGGAUAUAAAGUUGAUUCAUAUGAACUUGGGAAUGAGUUGUGCGGAAGCGGGGUGGGUGCAAGAGUAGAAGCCGACCAAUAUGGAAAAGAUAUGUUGACUCUUAAAAAAGUCGUAGAAGAGAUUCACCCAAACCCAAGCACCCGACCGAAGGUCUUGGGCCCGGGUGGAUUUUAUGACGAGAAAUGGUUCAAUACCUUCCUCCAAACCUCGGGUCCCAAUGUUGUUGAUGGUUUGACACACCAUAUCUACAAUCUUGGUUCAGGAGACGACAAAACUCUGAUCAACAAAGUUCAAGAUCCGUACUAUCUCGAUCAAGUUGCACAGACAUUCAAGGACGUCACUACAGGCAUCCAAAGCUUCGGUCCGUGGACCGAAGCUUGGGUGGGAGAAGCCGGCGGUGCUUACAAUAGUGGUGGCAAAGAUGUUUCACAUUACUUUGCUGAUGGCUUUUGGUACUUGGAUCAAUUGGGGAUGACAUCAACUUUUAACCACAAAGUGUAUUGCAGACAAGCCUUGAUUGGGGGAAACUAUGCCCUUCUCAACACCACAACUUUCAUCCCCAAUCCAGAUUACUAUGGUGCCCUCUUGUGGAACAAGUUGAUGGGGAAGAUAGUUUUGGGGGUGUCCCAUGAUAGUUCCCCGUACCUUCGCGCCUACGCCCAUUGCUCUAGGCACGGGAGCGGGGUUACAGUACUUUUGAUAAAUAUGUCAAACUCCACAACCUUUGAGGUGUACGCGAGAGAUGAUUUGAACCUGUACCCGGGGAAUCAAGCGAGUCUCCAGAGCGUUGACAACGAGCCUGAGAGGGAAGAGUACCAUUUGAGCCCGGAUGGCGGGAACAUCCAAACCGACGUCGUUUUGCUAAACGGAACUCCAUUGAAGAUCACAAGAGAGUUUGACAUUCCUGCUUUGAACCCAAAGCUGGUGGAUCCUGCUUUGCCAAUCACUGUUCAACCUGACUCCAUUGUCUUUGCCACCCUCAAAGGCUUUAGGGCACCUGCUUGUGCUUAGGACACUGCACCCACCUUACUAUUCUUAAUUAGGUUUUAGUCCUUUCUUGGUAGUAUGAACCAUUAGAUGUUGUUAAAUCUUUUUUUUUUGGGAUGAUUAGAAAGCUAUUUAGCAUGAGGAAACAUUUAAUCCUAGUUGGUUUCUUUUAAUUAUAGAUAAUUAUAUCAUGUUUUCUGUUUGCUUACAUUCUAAAUUCUAAUUGCUCUCAGAGGGUGGUUGG
Molecule: messenger RNA, 1916 nt
Organism: Cuscuta campestris
Lineage: Eukaryota; Viridiplantae; Streptophyta; Magnoliopsida; Solanales; Convolvulaceae
Source: the annotation of a GenBank genome assembly